AUUCGACAUGGCGCCAUCGCGCCCGCGCUGUUGCAAGUUUGUGACCUACUAGCGUGACAAUUAGUCAUGUCAUAUUCGCGUAUGGUUAUUGAGAAAAUCCAAUGGCAGAUUCUUUUUUCGGGUUCGAUACCUCGUUGUCGAACUUAAAUGAUGAUGAUUGCGGUGCUGAGCCGUCGGAGGAGGAGUAUGACGCGCUUAACGAUGAGACUUUUGGCCACGAAGAGGACUUCGACUGGGAGGUGGAACAUGAGCAGCAUGCAGAGCAGAUGGAAAGCAGUCGAAGGCAGAAUGAGAUGGACGAGGCAGACUCCAGGCUUGAGGCCUCUUUAUCCCAGCUAGUCUUAGAUGACACGGAUACGACACAUAAAAACACGCUUGGCUCUAGCGUAUGGCGACACGAUCUUUUUCCAGCACAUCAGCCCGUGCAGCCUCUCAAAAAUGUCUGCACUGUGGAAGAACUUGAAAGGCAGCUUCGCCAGAAUCAGCCACAGCACAACCAACAGCAGGUCCAACCGCCACAGAACUUUCAACAGAACUAUUUUCAGCCUAGAUUUCCACCGGUUAUAUUACAACGACCACCAGGCUUGCAGGCGCCAGUUUCAUUGCCGUUCGCGCCUCAGCCUAUCGGCCCCAAUAAUCCGUUAAAUCAACCAGUCAACAAGCCGUUCAAUCAGAGUACUCAAAUAACAACACCCAAUCAAAUGCAAAUGCAGAUGCAAAACCACUUGCCUCAAAAUAUGAAUCCUAUUGGGCCUAUCGGACAAAAUAUGAAUCAAUUCAUGCAAUCAAAUCAUCAGUUCCAAAACAAUCAGAUGUGUCAAGGAAUGAUGAACCAGAUGCAACAAAAUAUGAAUCAAGCUGGUCCUAAUAUGAAUCAGAUUGGGCCAAAUAUUACUCAAAUGGGACAAAUGAAUCAGCAGAAUCAGUUAUUUCCGUCGCAAUCAACCCACAACCAGAUGGCUCCAAAGGGACUAAACAAUCAAAUGGGACAAAAUGUAGGCCCGAAUUUGAAUCAAAUGGGCCAGAACAUGAAUCAAAUGGGCCAGAAUGUGAAUCAAAUGGGCCAGAAUAUAAAUCAAGUGGGUCAAAAUGUAAUGAAUCAAAAUAUGAAUCAAAUGCCGCAAAAUAUGAAUCAAAUGCCACAAAACAUGAAUCAAAUGUCGCAAAACAUGAAUCACAAAAUGCCGAAUGGUAAUUUUGGCCCUAAUCAGUAUCAAUCGCCGCAUAUGAUGGGCCAGCCAAGGAUGAUGGGACCAGGACCCAUGCCAAACAUAAGACAAAUCUUCCCUAACAACAUGAAUCAGUUCAACCCGAACUUUCGAGGUCCGCCGCCAGCAAAAACCGAACCAACCAACCAAAAUACAAAACAAAUGAACCAUAAGCAAACUGGCCAGCCAAUGAAUCAAACAAUCAACCCACCAGUAAACCAAUCAGCAAGUAAAUCACCAACAAAGCGACAGGACCCAAAGAUUAAAAGCCGAGUGUACAAUAACUCGAAUAAAACUUUGACUUCGGAGAAUCUAGUUCAGAUUAUACAGAAUACCCAUCCGAUGUUGGUUUACAAUAGUUACCAUAAUGCAAACCAUCAUCCAAUGCUGCAUAGGAAUUCAUAUAGUAAUAAUCAGAUGCCACCAAUGAUGAGUCAGAGGAAUGGUGGAUUUAAUAACAAUGUCAGUGGGAACUCGCACAGUGAUGAGAGUAGUGUAUCCAGUGAAGACGAAUAUGCUUGUCUGAUGACACAGCGGGAGAAGCAAUGGCUGGUUAACAUACAAAUGCUACAACUGAACACAGGGACACCAUAUAUACAUGAUUUCUACUAUACUGUGUUCCUCGAGAGACAACAAAAUAAAGCGAAAGAGGGUGUCAAAGAAGCUCAUAAGGCGAACCAACAGAACCAUCCCUUCUACAGUGGUGGUGUGAAGCAAGAGGAGCACCACAGAGGCAGUCGCGAGCGACACAACUCGCACUCACACCGCCAUAACUCUACGAGCGAAGACCCGCCGCGCACCUACGUGCCCACGCAGUUCGAGAACUCGCUCGGCAAGCUGCAGUGCGGCAGCGUGACGGCGCCUCGCAAGAUCAUCGACGUGGAGCUCGUGAGCUCGGAGCCCGCGGCCGGCGCCGGCUCGCGGGCGCCGAGUGUCGCCAGUACCACGCACCCUGCGGAGGUGCCCCGAGAAAUGAAACGUACAAAACAAUUAUUGUUGGACAUUGAAGCAUUGUACCUCAUUCUGCUGAGGCUUGAGGAGUUGAACGAUCCGUUGGCAAUCUCCAAUGCGCUCAUAUUGAAAGAGAGGGAGGAGAAACAAAAGCAAUUGGAGGCGGCGCAGAAAGAUGCAGAGAACCAAGAAGAGAACGAAACCAACGUUUUUCUGAAGAAUAUCGAGUCAGUGCAACGCAGGCCCAAGCAGGACAGCCCUAAAAGUGAUUGUGUUGAUAAGAGACAGGUAGUUAGCCUAGCUGUGAGCCAGAAGCCUCCGGUGAAGAAUCUACUUGAUGAAGACAAAGAUGAUCUCCUCAACAAAAUGUUUGUCGGCCUGCUGAAUGGUGAUCGACUGCAGCAGAUGCUGACUGCAAGGAAAGGAAGGGUACUAGUCAGUCGGUUCCUGCGUCGGGUGCCCCCGACUCACAGCCGGCUGCGCGCGUUGUGGUGCAAAGUGUUGCGAGCCCUCGCCGCCAGCAAACGAGACCUUGGCCUCGCCGUCUACAGCGAGAGUUACCGCAAGUACAUUCAUAACAGCUCUGGUUGGAACGCGGUUCUUGAAUCGUGCGCAAUUUUAUCCGAAGCGUUGGACCCCGCGCGGGUGCCCUAUGCACUCACAAGUGCUCUUACCCUGAGUUGUGUGUGCGCGCUCACAGAGAAGGCUAUGGUGCUAACGAAUACUCCGGAAGCGACAUCCAGCGAACGGCAGUGGUUCAGGUUCCUCAAGACGGUCGCCCGCGCGCUCAAACACACCAGCCUCGCUGUGGCCAAGCCCGUGUCGCCGCUCAACGAGAAGAAGCUGUUCUACCACAUCAAGCUGAUGGACUCACGAAGCACGGUCGAGAUACUGCAGCGCGGCAAGAAGACAUCGGAGUUCGGUGAUUUGACCAAGUCGGACGUGUCAGAGCUGCUGAUUAGGUAUUUGUGUUGAUUUGGGGGUUUUGUGGCAGCCGAUUGUGUAGCUGGGUGGUACGUGAAUUUUACGAAGACAGAUUCGUGGUCGCAUAUAAUUCAUACGAGCUAUAGGUAUCGCCACAGAUCAUGACACUCGAAAAAGAAUAUUUCGUCGAUGUUAACACUAAGGGACUACUUACACUUAUUCAGCUGCAUUCGCCUUAAACUUGGAGUAACUUUUCAUUGCGUUAAUUGAUAAGACAGAUACAGUUCUGCUCCUAACAGUCGAGCACAGGGUCGUAAGACUGAGAAAAGCCAUCAUUGCGUGUUAUCGCCGACAUCAAUGAAAAUAAUCUUUCUACAUUCGCGUUGUGGUUAUGUAAGUGCUCCCACAUCGCCAGUCGCCCGCGCCUCUCGGCCCGAGCUGAAUAUUCUAUAUUUGUGGUAAUUGUCGAAAAUUAGGACAAAUAUGGGACAUGUAACAACGAUGGGACGUAUAAAUUCGGUGACAGCCCCGUAUAACCGGGUCGCCCUAUCCAUGCAGGUCGCAACUGGUCGACAAGGAGGCGAGAACCAUUCGUGUACAACGCGUCCGACGCUGAUCGCUGCGGAACGGCACUGAACGCGGCAGAACAGCGCUGAAAUCUGUAUAAAUAGCACUCGCAUGAUAAUAAGACAUUUGUCCUCAUUUAAUGAACGUCUUCAUUUAAAAUCGUUGUUUUCUGUGAGCAUAAGUUGAAUAGAGCCGGAAGUGUGAGUAGUCCCUUCAUCGGCUCAAGGAUUUUGUAGAAAAAUUUAAUUUAUAUCGUGUGUUUCUGCAUGCAACACAGUUCUAUCAUUCAAUAAUGUAAAUGCAAAUUUUAUACAACGUGUCGAUAUUUCUUUGUAAAAUGCUCGAACUGGACGCAUCAAGCCUGUGCCUUCAUAGUGAAUAGCUCGUCCGUUUUUAUAUAUCCACGCCCGUUUUUAUGAACAUGUUACAAGUUGUCAAUAGCAUACAUUUUUCUGUUUAAAUUGUUCGUUAAUAAUUGUAUAGGAAGAGUUUUCGGCCUAUUGUUAAACAAGGAUGUAAUAAAAUUUAAAUUUUGCUUAGAACUAGAAGUUUGUGACGUCAAGUUUUAAUAUAUUAACAGUUUUAUAAAGUAGAUGUUUUGCAGUAAAUUUUAAAACAUCUGCACAUUUUACUUAAAAAAUCUUGUUUCAUUAUUUAAAUUAUGUAAUAAUUUGGAGGUGGCAAACAGAAGGUGCUUUGAGUCUGCACCUCUAUAGAAAAGACUAAAUAUUUGCAACUCUAGAUCAUAGAUUCAAUAUAAAAGUUCUAGACCAUAAUAUUUUAUUAUAAUAUGACUAUAGACUUUUACAAAUCAUUUGUAUUGAAAAUGUAGAUAUAAAAAAACGCACUCAGUCAUAUGUUUGUAUAUUUUAAUUGUGAUAGACUUGGAUGAUAUAAAUUUGAAUUCUCUAUUGUAAUUAGAAGGUAAGAAUAUUAGAUAAUUGGGCUACUUUUUAGUGCACUUAGACGAUUCAGAUGGUCUUUAUUUAGCCCAUCUAGAAGUAAUCAAAGGUUUGUUAGAAUGUAUUGAGUUUGCCAAGUACUACACGGCCAAAUUAUUUCUGGAUCUUGCUGGAACGGGAAGCCCCUACCAUUAUUAGCUUCAGGUACAUGUCGUGAUAUUUUCGUGCUAUUACUGAGUAUCACAACAUAACACCUUUAUAUCAAUCAAUAAUACAGAAAAAUAAAUCGUUGUUUAUUUGUUAAUAAUAAUAUCCUAGUGACGUCAUCGUCGUCAUGUCCAGAGAUAAUGUAUGACAAUGGGUAGUAUGUUUGACACUGUGUAUAUCUAAGCUGAGUCUAUUUCUUAUGAUGAGACAGAUAUGCUCUGAUAUGUCUGUGACAACUAUAAAAUGCUAGUGCCGGUUCAGAGUGUGUGGUUAUUGUAGCUAUUAUUUUUCAGAUAGAGCUAGGGUUGUCAACUAUACUUUAUAAGAUAAUCUAUGACAUACUUUGUCUAUGUUGGAGACAUACACCAAAAAUACUGUUCUGACAUUAACUGACAUUUUGGCGAAUGCCAGUCUUUCAUAUGAACGUAACAAAAAGAAAGUUUCAAGUAAACAAAUUUCAUAUAAUGAAUGGCACCCAAAGCCAUAAAACUCGCAGCAUCCGAGCGCAGUCGCAGUCAGCUAUGUCUUAAUAUAAUGUCAAUGUAACAACUUUUUGGAGCAUGAAAUAUUAAAUUUCUAAAUCUAAUCUCAAGUAUGGUUUGAGUACUUCUCAGGUCAGAAUUAUGUAGCAUGCCCAUAAAGAGGUAUUGGUUAAAUGUUCAGUAUGUAAAGUAAUACAGCACAGUGACAUAAGCUAUUUUUGUAUUAAAAUAUUUCAUGAUGAGAGCAAAACUUUUGGGAUAUAUUAAGAUAUUAGCACAUUUUUGAAAUCGUUUAGGCUAAAUUAUUAUUAACAUUCGCUUUUUUGUAAAUGUUUUAGAGUUGUAGGGAUGGGUGUUUGUCGGUAUCGAUAAUUUUAUAAAAUCGCUUUUAAUUCUGAUUAAUUUAUAUCUAGAUUAAUCAAGUGACAGUACAAAAAACACUGUUUCGCAAAUUGUUUUUGAGUAAUUGAGCAACUCAUGCAGCACUUUUAAUAUCGACAAACAUAUUGAUCGUUUUUCAUCAUUGUAAAUUAAUAAUUUGAAAAUAUUUUAUUUAGGUAAAAUUAUUUAUUGGUAGUAUAAUUUUGGAUAGUGGUAAGUUGUGUCGAAAAUUGUUAUUACGCAAUUGACAAUCAAAUGUAUUUGUAAAUCAUUUUCAAGACUUUAAUUUGAUUGGAGUUCUCUUGUAAAUUCAAUGUAAUUUAAUAUAAAGGAAUGGAAACCUUUGUAAAAUCUCAUCACAAUUUUGUGUACUUCUAGUAUCAUUCGAUCACACAUUUCAUUCACAUCAGUAUUUCUUUUCCAUUUGUUUUUAACUAGGCUUAUAUUUGUAAUACAAAAGUACAUGUCGAUUCUAGAUAACAUUGUGCUUUGUGUUGCUAGAAAUGAAACACUUAAAGUUAUUAUUAUCAUUUUACCAAGACCACAGCGGUGGCUUUUACUGCCGUGAAGGAGUAAUGUGAAAGCAUUACUGUGUAUUGGUUUGAAGGACGACGUCAGUAGUGAAAAUACUGAACAAUUGAGACUGCAUGUUAUAUGUCUCAAUGUGACGAGGUCAAUUGCGAUGCCGGUCCAAAGUUUGGGUUCAAUCAAUCCUGAAUAGUAUUUGUAAUGGGCAAGGCCUGCAUUAACUCGUUUCUCAAAAUUCAUCAAUUGGGCCCCACAAACUGAAGAAAUGUUGCUUGACUAAAAGCAAUCAGUAAUAAAAGUGUUUCUUGUUUAUGGGAUUUUACGUUAUAUAUUAACGGCCUUACAAAUAAAUCAAGAAUGUGCAAAAUUUUGACUUAUCGCUGACAACAAUGUCCAAUAAUUCUGAAGUUUUCAGAAUGUCGAGCAGCCUUGCAAAUAAACGCGGGAAAUUUUAUACAUCCGAAUAAACGAUAUAUAUGUAUCUUAAGUAAAAUGACAAUUUGCAAACAUUUGCAUACUCUUUAUUUUCUGGUAUAAAUUAAUACCAUGAUUAUUUGUAAGGCCGUAAGAUUCCAAACUGUAAAUGUAAAACCAUUCAGGGACCCAUUCGAAACCUUAAAUAUUUAUUCAUCACGAUCGAAUUAACCGUUUGAAAAAGGAAUGUUAUAAUUUUUUAUAAAAAUAAUAAUAUAUCUAAUUUCAUUAAUUUUAUAUCUCCGCAAAUACGUAAUAUUGAUAUUACAGGGCUCAUAUUAACCCUAACAUUACGGGCGAAAGCAGCUGUAAGGCACAGCUGAAACCAUUGUCAAUAUGGCUGCACAAUUUAAUGUUGCCACCUCACAAAUCACUCGACAUUAUUUUUGUAUCGAUAAAUACUACACAGCACUACUUAUUUGUAGAUGGCAAUACUGAUUUAAGAAUGGUAUAUAUAUUUUUGAUCCAUUCGAUAAAAUUAUUCUUGUAAAUAUUAAUAAGAGAAUAAAAAUAUAUCCGGCUAGUUUUAACUGUAGCUUAUUAUUUAAAAAAAUAUUAGAUGGGGUUGCUAUGUAGUAAAAGUCCAUGCAAUUUUGAAAUUGGGAUCAUAUGUUACUUGUCCGUUUUAAAGUUCAUGGAUGCUUUAUAAUUCGCGGAUAGGAGGAUUGAUUUUUUCGAUUCUCUCGAGACUGUGAUCUUUUUUUUGUGAAGAAAUAAAUAGAACUGUAUGAUUAAGUAAAUGUUUUAAUUUGUGAUAUAUGAAAAAAUCGGUCCUCGAAAAAUCACAUAACUCGCAUAUGUUUAGAAGUUUUGUGACGUAAGCAGAGUUGAAAUAAAUAGAAGGUGUUCAUAUUGUAUGAACUUAAAAUGGCGACCAAGUAUGGAUAAAUAUCUAACCUCCAACAUGCAAUUUAUUUUUUAAAGAUUUUUGCCGCUCAAUAUGUUAUAAAUGGCUAUGCGCGGGAGGUUUAUCAAACAGCGAACAGUAUACUUGUUUAGACAACACACGAGGACCGCCAUUUUGAUGACGUCACAAUAUGUCACCUCCAUUUUAUUUAAGCCCUGCGAAAAAUAGUUGAUAAUUUAAACGUUUUUAUUAACAUAACACGUUAAUUAGUUAACAUAGAUAAUAUAUUUAAGUCUGUUCGCGUUGUACUAGCCUGAUAGCGUAUUUAUCGGAAAGGCUUACGUUUCCAGCGCGAAUUAUUUACUUGUUGCUGUUUUUGUGGGGAGCUGUCACCGUACGGAAUUAUUAUCAUUAUAGGUUGUUGAUAGAAAUUAUAAAAUUGUAUAUAAAUUAUUAACUGCCAACUUUUAUUUAAGUUAUAUAUCUUGGCUAACGCUUAUAACUUUUAUAAAUUGUUUUUUUUAUUUCGUGUACGGACAGCCCGAGUUUUUUACUAAAUAUUAGUAGUUUUUAGUUUUUUUUUAUCAGUAAAAUAAAUGGCAAUUUUGUUUAUGGA
Messenger RNA from Leptidea sinapis, 8087 nucleotides. RefSeq lists its product as uncharacterized. NCBI's taxonomy places the organism in Eukaryota, Metazoa, Arthropoda, Insecta, Lepidoptera, Pieridae. The record is from RefSeq and is a predicted model, not a curated record. Bases 102 to 3134 code for a protein of 1010 amino acids. The transcript is spliced from 17 exons. Gene Ontology annotation, biological process: P-body assembly; deadenylation-dependent decapping of nuclear-transcribed mRNA. Gene Ontology annotation, cellular component: P-body. Gene Ontology annotation, molecular function: RNA binding.